AUGGGAUCGACGUCGACUCUAGAAGGGACUCCGGCUACUGCGGAUGAAAAUGAGCUAGUCGUGAAAUUACUGCUUGAAGUAGGAGCAAACAUGGACUUGACUAAUGUUAAUAGUGAUACACCUUUAUCAAAAGCUGCUGGUAAUGGAUCUCCAAAUUUGGUUCAGCUUUUCCUCAAACGUGACGCUAACGCCAAUUCCUAA
Penicillium canescens is the source of this 201-nucleotide messenger RNA. Its product is annotated as ankyrin repeat protein. The coding region runs from base 1 to 201 and encodes 66 amino acids. Lineage: Eukaryota; Fungi; Ascomycota; Eurotiomycetes; Eurotiales; Aspergillaceae. Gene Ontology annotation, molecular function: protein binding. The record is from RefSeq and is a predicted model, not a curated record. The transcript has 2 exons.